Molecule: messenger RNA, 1552 nt
Organism: Durusdinium trenchii
Lineage: Eukaryota; Dinophyceae; Suessiales; Symbiodiniaceae
Source: the annotation of a GenBank genome assembly
GUGUAGAAUGGCCAUCGGGCAGAAUUACCAUCGAGCUGAAUGGAGGGAGCAAUCAACAACGAAGACGGAUUGCAGGUGCUGGAAACUUUGGCACGGCAGCUCUUGGCCACCAAGCUGCAGCAUCAGGUGGCGUGUGACUUCGCCCGGCGCCUGCGGUCUGCAGGUCUAUGCACCGCUAGCUUGGCUGACAAGGAGAAUGCAGUCCCAGCUCGACCGGUGCACGCACAGGAGGAAGAGGAGCUAUGCAAGUUCCUUUCGAAGCUGAAGGCAGAGCUGAAGGCAGAGCAUCAUCGCUUUCCUUUGCCAAAGAAUCCAUCUCCGUCGAAGUCCGUGUGUGACACUCCAGAGACGGCAAAGUUGGCGUAUCCGGAAAGUUUGGUCUCGACUCCAUACCUGGAGUGGAAAAGCCCUGGCUCACAAGACCGCUUCCAGCGCUUGAAGCAGCUCGAAGUUCGAGGAUCACAAGGACACGCAGCGCGUACAGAUCUUGGAGGGCUUGUCAGCACGGUGAGGACAGAGGAUGUGCCGUUGCGAGCCUUGUGGAAAGAGUUCCAAGCCUUCGAAACUCUGGAACCAGCGCCCGUACCUGCGGUGCCCACGGUGCCUCCGGCCUCGACACCAGCCCCGAAGCCACGCUUGCCAUGUAUGGUGAAUUUGGAAAAGCAAGAGAAGCACUUGGAGCAGAUGAACAUCCUCUUGAAUCGCAUGGAGGAUCUUCAACCAUGUCCUGGGACCCCUCCGCUGCUUCAGAAUCUUCAGAUGCCAUCACUUGGAACACCACCGCUCAAAGAACAGCCGUGCCAAGCUCAUACAUGCCCUGCAAGCUCAAAGGAGGACUUGGGUACGCCGAGCUCCUGUUUGAGGCUUUGACAUGGGACACAGCCAUGUCACCGUUCCCCACAGCCGCCCCAAGUCGCAGCCAAACUGGCACGUCUUGCGUCGCUUCAAACGAACUCUCAUGGCGACAAAAAGGACCUUUGGGAACGAAAGAAUGAACAAACUCAAGGUGUCUUUGCUUGCAGGAGAGCUCGCAGCAGGCUAUCCCAGUUGCGGCAGGGCCUCAACACCUGAGAGAGGCUUGCUGGCCUUCGUUGCGAGUGCUUCGUCACUGGCCAUAUUUUUUGGUGUGGCAGAUGCUUGCACCGCUCCACUGCUCCAAACGUGAAGAUCACACCGAACGUGAAGAUUUCUCGCCAUGCAGAUCACAAGCAUGAGAUUUUUUUCUUGAUUGUACAUCCAGAAGAUGUGGCUGUUGGGUAAUGGCACUGUACAUACUGCUAGCUUUGUGUGCCACUGCCUGCUCCACGCGGCGCACAUGCCUAGACCUGUGGGGGAGCACAGUUCUGUGUCCAGAUAUGGGGGUGGCUGUUCAGGCAUGGGGAAGAGCAGGCAAAAGGACAGCACAGCGAUCUGAAUGCCCCUGCACUGAUGCUUUGGUGGACAGUGCAUUGGCCACCACCGAUUCCUCAUACGUCUUGGAAUGUUUGCAUUGAAGCCAGCUGAUUCGACCCCUGACGCCGUUCGUGCGCUGGCCAGAUAUACCAAAAGCGGC